AUGAUACAAGGUAUGAUGGAUAAUAGGGAGAUGGAAUUCUGUGAAGGAGUUCAAGAGGAGAAUCAUGUAUGCGCGUCAGAGUUGGCAUUGGAAGUUCCAAAGGCUAACCAUCCUGUGGUCAUCAUUUCACGACCUCAGAACAGUGAGGUUGGGGCACGUAUAACACCAAAAGUAAUCAUUCAAAAAUCGGCUGUAUUUGCAUAUAAGGAUAACAAGAGGGUUCCUUGGAAUUACGAUUGUAAUGUGACAAUCCCGGGGAAGGAGGAUAUAAUCAGUAAAGAGGAUCAGGAUGAAGGAAGGCACUACGAACAGAUGAAAGCUCGAGAAGGGCCAAUAAGAGAAGAAGCUUCGGUUGGAAAGAGGAAGAAUGCGGUCGAACCUGAAUUAUUGGUCAAUGAACCAAUCAAAGAAGAGGAAGCUAGAGAGUUCUUGAAGUUCCUAAAGCAUAGCGAGUACAGCAUUGUGGAACAACUGCACCAACAACCAGCUCGCAUAUCUGUGCUAGCUUUACUCCUGAACUCGGAGGGACAUCGAAAUGUACUACUGAAGGUGUUAAAUGAAACUUAUGUGGCCGACGAUAUCUCUGUUAACAAGUUAGAUCGACUGGUCGGCAAUAUAAGCGCUGAUAACUUCAUCUCCUUUAGCGAUGAUGAAAUACCACCUGGGGGUAUGGGAUCUACUAGAGCUUUACACAUCACUGCAAGGUGUAAAGGGUGCAUAUUACCAGGAGUUCUGGUAGACAACGGGUCGGCACUGAAUGUAUUGCCUCUAUCCACGCUCAACAGGCUACCUGUGGAUAGUUCACAUAUGAAGUCGUGCCAAAAUGUGGUGAGAGUAUUUGAUGGCACCGAGAGGAAAGUUAUGGGAAGAAUUGACAUACCCUUGUUAAUUGGCCCAACUAUCUAUGAGGUAGACUUCUUGGUUAUGGACAUCAAGCCUUAUUACAGUUGCCUAUUAGGAAGGCCAUGGAUUCAUUUAACAGGAGCGGUACUGUCAUCGUUACAUCAAAAACUGAAGCUAGUGUCAGAAGGUCGGCUAGCGACGAUAAAUGCUAAAGAAGAUAUCAUUGCAUCUGUGACCAACGAUGCGCCUUAUUUGGAAACAAGUGAUAAUGCAAUCGAGUGCUCUUUCUAUUCCUUGAAGUUCGUAAAUACAACAUUCAUCCUUGAGGGAAACAAGAUCCCGAUGUCGAGAAUAUCAAAGACCACAAAGAUGGGAUUGGGGAAAUAUCUUCAGGGCCAAGUUGAGGCUCCAGUGUUGAAAGACAAACAGGACCGUUUUGGCUUAGGAUACAAGCCAGAUGCUAGGCAGAAGAGGAUAGAGCAAGAAAAGAAGCGAGAAAGAAGAAGGGCUCGUUUGACAGGAUCGCAUGAUUUUGAAGAUGACGAAGACUGUGGUUUGUCUCCUGACUUGUUGAAGAUGGUAGAAAGGGUCGAAAAACAAAUCUUACCUCACAGGGAAUCAAUAGAAAUUGUGAGCUUGGAGGAAAGAAAGGGGGUGAAGAUCGGAUCGGAUAUCUCUGCAAAGACGAGACAAUACCUCAUCGAGUUACUCCGAGAGUUCAAGGACGUGUUUACAUGGUCGUACCAGGAUAUGCCGGGGUUGAGUACCGACAUUGUAGUCCAUUGCCUUCCUAUAAGAGAGGAUUGUAAGCCAGUGCAGCAAAAGCUCAGAAGAAUGAGGCCUGAUAUCAUGUUGAAGAUAAAAGAGGAGGUCUAG
Molecule: messenger RNA, 1719 nt
Organism: Gossypium raimondii (Peruvian cotton)
Lineage: Eukaryota; Viridiplantae; Streptophyta; Magnoliopsida; Malvales; Malvaceae
Exons: 3
Coding region: 1-1719 (572 amino acids)
Source: RefSeq, a predicted model, not a curated record